Molecule: messenger RNA, 2760 nt
Organism: Saccharomyces eubayanus
Lineage: Eukaryota; Fungi; Ascomycota; Saccharomycetes; Saccharomycetales; Saccharomycetaceae
Gene: SOV1
Product: Sov1p
Exons: 1
Coding region: 1-2760 (919 amino acids)
Source: RefSeq, a predicted model, not a curated record
AUGAACUGUGCUAGCAAAGGCCUCAUGUUACAAUGGGUAGGGUCGUACGAUAUUCGACCACGCAUGCUUAAAUAUACUCGAUCACUUCGCACCAGCGCUUUGGUAAUAAAUUCUCAAGUACGCUUUUACAGAGCAAAGCGAGCAUCACUGAAGUCUAUUCCUCAUAUACCUGGAAUUAUAAACAAGAACGUUGUGGAACCAAAUGAACCGGAAAAAAUCCUCACUUUGAAAGGGGAAACGCCUGAGGAUGUCGAGCGUAAUUUAAUUGCUAGCAAAAAAUUCCAAGAGAUCAACCCAUUAGACACUAUUCAAGAAACUUUUGUACAAUAUUUGAAAUUUUACAAUGGAAAUACGUUUAAGAGAAGUAACAAAAACUUAACAACUUUAAAAAUAAAUCUAGAAAAUAAAGACCUGGAUACUACUGCAAAGAUCCGUUCAAUUUUUGACUAUUUGUUGGAGGAAUGUGACCUAGAAAUAAAGAGAUCAAGUACAACUGGCAUAAGUCAGAAAUCCGAUGAAUCACAAAAAAAUGAAGAGGACUUGGAAGAGUCCAUAAUGAAUGACAUUUUCCAAGCAACGCAGGAAGAAGUCGAAACUGAGGAGGGAAGCAUAUGUCUAAAGAGUACAAAUUUUUUGCUUGAGAUUUUAAAAAGUUUUAACGAACGGUUUAACGGCGUUAUUAAACCAAAGGAAUCAGUGACAGAAAUGAUUACAUUCGACCAGCUUGCUCAGGCUUUUGAAGUCGUCAAAUUGAUACCGGUGGAAGGAAAGAAGCAACGAGGUAUAUACUUAGUUGGCAAUUUACUAUAUGGCACUGGUAAGGUUCGUUUGGAUCCUAUAAACGAGUCCUUCUAUAUCGAAUCCCUAUUGUCAUUUGGAAACUACAAGAAGGCGUAUAACUUAUUCAUUACCGCUAAAGACAAAGUAGAUGAACGGUGGUGGAAUGAAUUAGGACUAAUGAUCGCGUUAAGGUCCAACCAUUUGAGAAACUUUAAAAGACUUUUGAUUGAGACAGAUAUGAAGUACCCAACAGCGCACUCUUACUUAAGUCCAAGAGUUAUUAAACUGGGGGUACGAAAAUAUUUAUCGAUCGGUAACGUUAAUGAGGCAAAUACAUUGACUGAUCGAUUUAUCAGAUUGGCAGAAGAAGUCGGGGUUACGAGAAUGAACAAUCAGCAAAUGGAGCUCACAAAAAAGUCCAGAAAUUUUCAAAAUGAGGAACAGGCGACUCAGUUUUUAAAUGAAUUAGAAAUACCAUCAGACCACGAUUAUAUUAGUAUUAUUGAUUUCCAUCUUUACAAAAAAAAUAUUUCUAAAGCCGCACAACUUAUUAGCAGAUUCAUGGACAUACCUGACACAACACAAGAAAACGUCACGUUUUUGAUUUUGAAGACAAAAUUAAAUAUGUUAAAGGAUUUUGAAAAUUUGCGUAACAUAUUUGAACACAAUGGAGGUUACGAAAUAUCCACAAACAACCUCAAAAUAUUGGAAGAAGCGUUUGAAAGUGUGAUUGCAAAGUACAACACUAAAAAUCCAAUAUUCAGUGACUUGUUGUUCGACAAUGUUUCUGCUUUAACGAAAAGUAUUAUAUUAACGGAUUUCGUGGAAAGUUUUGUAGCCCAGCAUAAUUCUGGAGAAUGGAUGAAGCUUGAUAGCGUUUCACGUUCCAAGAAAUUCAAUGGCUUGUUGAACAUUCUUUUAGGUAUGGGACAAGAAGAAAAAGCCUACAGCAUCUUAAGGAAGUUAGAAGAAUCGUCAAAUAAAGCAAAAGAGGACCCAAAGUUACUUUAUAGCCAAUUUUAUUCUGAGGUUAACGCGUAUCAUUAUGCUAAAUUUGUUGAAUUUUACAGUCUCCAAAUCCAAAAUAUGAAAUCACAGAAAAGAUUCUUACUUGACAAAAAGGAAUGUAAGGAAAAAGUGAAUGCACUUCUAAAAAGAAUGCAGGAGUUAGAGGUUGUUCCAAACGCAGUAUUUUUGAGAGAAACACUUGCCUUUUAUGAUCGACUAUAUGAUUUCAAUUCAAGCUUCGAGAUUAUAAACCCAUUACUAGAGUCCAAGCAAAGUGUAAGUUCCGAAUCUUCGUUAUCCGCUUCAGAUCCUUCCCACUUUUAUAACCGUCGUAUCAUUACAAAACCGUUAUACUAUGAGAUUUGGUCAGUUUAUUGCCAUUAUUACCAUAUCCUACAAAACAACUCUAAUAUAUUAUCGAAAAAAUCAUCCAUUGUGAAAAAAUUAAUCAAGAAGCAGAUAAAAAUACAUCCCAGUUGUCAUCCAAGAACUUUGUUUCAAAUGAUGACGUGCGAGGGUGAAAUUUUACCGGAUAAAGCUUUUUAUAAAUUAAUAAUUUCCACGUUUAUGAAAAGCGAAGACUUUGAAGCCAUUCCAGCUAUAUUGACAACUCUCACGAAAAAGCAUGACUUGGAUAUCGAUUAUGAUUUUAGUGUAUAUAUAUUAAAGGGCUUGAAAAGACAAUAUCUACGAAACAUAAGCAAUGCUAGUAAAGAUGCUUAUGACUAUAAAAACCGAAAGAUGAAACUGAUGAAUAACGAGUCGCUCCUGAAAAGAAUUCCACAAGGCAUAAAUAAAGAUAUGAUGAUAUCUCACUUGAUAAGGGAAAUUUUGAUUUAUAUCAAGUGGAAAGAAGAUAGCGAUUAUUGUAGCUUUUUGAUGGUGGAAGAUGCCUUUAGGRAAUUAGGCGCUGAGUCUAUUUUAUUGAAGGAGCUGAUCGAAGAUGUGAAUAAAAUAAAGAUAAAUGUCUGA